CUCACCGGAAGAAUGGAAUCUAUUACCAAGCAUGCAAUUGUGAUUAAAAUCAUGGUUCGUACCAGAUCCAAGAGGCAGAUGACUCAUGUGAGAGUCAAGUUUCUUGAUGACCAGAACAGGUUUAUCAUGAGAAAUGUCAAGGAACAAGUCAGAGAAGGUGAUAUUCUCACACUAUUGGAGUCUGAGAGGGAUGUCAGGAGGUUGAGUUGAGCCCAUGAUUAUGAUUGCCAAAUCAAUAUUCCUUUGAA
Messenger RNA from Solanum lycopersicum (tomato), 248 nucleotides. RefSeq names its product small ribosomal subunit protein eS28-like. Gene Ontology annotation, cellular component: ribosome; cytosolic small ribosomal subunit. Gene Ontology annotation, biological process: ribosomal small subunit assembly; translation; maturation of SSU-rRNA. NCBI's taxonomy places the organism in Eukaryota, Viridiplantae, Streptophyta, Magnoliopsida, Solanales, Solanaceae. The record is from RefSeq and is a predicted model, not a curated record. Gene Ontology annotation, molecular function: structural constituent of ribosome.